AUGGCGCUGUCCAGGGUGGCGGCCCGUGGGGGGCUCUGGCGCCUCGGCCCCGCCGCCCUGAGCCCCCCUCGGGGGCGGAUGCAGCUGCAGCUCGCCCUCGGCGUGUCCAGCCGCUCAGGUUCGUUCUCAGCCGCUCAGGUUCGUUCUCAGCCGCGCAGGUCCCAGGGCCGCUCGCUCUCCUCCCGCGCCGCCUCCCGCGCCCUCGUGGCCGCCGUGGCCGCCGCAGCCCGGCGGGUCAGCGCCAGGUACGAGCGGUACCUGGAGAGGAGCUUCCCCAGGUUCUAUCUCCUGUACAGCACCUUCAAAACAGGAAUCCAGGCGCUUUUCCUGGAGGCCAAGGAGAUCAGGAGGAUCAAAUCCAAGAUGUCUCAGCAGCGGCUGAGCUCGCAGCAGCUCCCGUACCGGGAGAUGGAGCGGCUGCGCCAGUUCCGCAGGGACGUGCUCAAGGCCAUUCCCAUCGGGAUCAUCGCCAUCCCCCCCUUCGCCAACUUCCUGGUCAUUGUCCUGAUGUAUUUCUUCCCACGGCAGCUCCUGAUCCGUUACUUCUGGACGCCCAAGCAGCAGCUGGAGUUCCUGGACGCGUACGACUGCAUCCGCAGGGACUCGUACCGGGACGUGCUGCGGAGCCUGGCGCUGGCAGCGCGCUCCCUGCCCGAGCCCCAGCCCCGCCAGCUCCUGCAGCAGCUCUGUGCCCAGGUGCAGGGAGGUGCUCGGCCACACCUGGCCCAGCUCUUGGCCGUGAGGAGUUUGUUCUCUGGGUCUCUGCUGGCGCUGAACAGGCUCCAGGUGGAUCAUGUGGUGAGUUCGGCUCAGAGAGCCCUGAGCCAGGUGCUGUUCCUGACCCCACAUUUACCGGCCUUUUUCCUGCGGCACCGGCUGCGGAGCCACGUCCUGGAGAUCCGACACCUGGACCGUGCCCUGCUGCAGCUGGGCCUGGGGCAGCUCUCUGAGGAGGAGCUGCGAGCGGCCUGUUACCUGCGGGGGCUGAACUCCACUCACCUGGGCCAGGCCGAGUGCCGAGCGUGGCUGGAGCAGUGGCUCAGGCUCUCCUGUCAGCUCCAAGCCUCGGAAGCCUCUCUGCUGGCCCACAGCAUGGUCCUGCUGUCCCUCAACUCCAGCCGGCCCCCGGAGUGACAGCCCCGGCCCCCGAGCCCUGACGGAUGGAGGGGUGGCAGCUGCGUGUCCCUCACCUCAGCCUUGUGAUUCCCAGCCCAAAACUCAGCUCUGGCUGAGCUGUGCUGGGCGUUCCCUUCCCUUGGAGCCCUCGGAGUGGCGGCUGUGAGGCCGAGCACAGCCAGGAGAGGUUGUUCCAGUAAUUAACUGCAUCUCGUUCUGGGGGAGAGCCGCUCCCUGCCCUGGGGAUGUUCCUGCGGGAUCUGCUCCAUGCUUCCCAUGGCAUUGGGUGGCUGGGACUCCUUGCUGGAGGGUUUUCCUCUGUUUCUUUUCUCUACUGCACCGUCUUAAAUGUCACACCCCGCCCUGAGGGGUUGAGGUGAACCCUCGAAUUCCCCCCUGGAGCCUCCCAGAUCCCUGUGGGCCCUUCCUGAGAGCUCUGUGGGGCGCUGGCUUUGGCUGCAGCAGGUGGUUCGGGGAGGGGGUCGGGGCUGGGGAUGGUGGGAAGGGCCGAGUGGGGGUCCCAGGACUGCACCCCCCAAAUUCAGCCUCGUUGAAGCCCCUUAAACCUUCACUUCCCACUCCAGGGACUUGGAGGGUUAAACCCCAACCCUGCCCUGCACGGGGAAUUCCUGCUGGCAAGGUGAAUUCACCCCAAACUUGGGAGCUUUAUGGAAGCCCCAAGGAAUUGGUGGCUGCAGUGUCUUGGGGGGGCCCUCGGUGGCUCUGUGCCCCCUCGAGGGGUCACGGGGCACGGGGACACCUGCAGAGUUUCCCUUCUGAAGCGUAUUUGGGGUAUGAAGGGGUAGGAACCGUCCCCCUUCCUCACCACUUCCUGCUGGUUUUUGUGAAUUUCAGAGCCCCCCUUGAGGAAUUCACCACUGGGGGGUAUUUAACCCAUUUUCAGCCACAGCUCACGUCUAAUUUACCCAUUUGUUCUCUUUCUCCACUUAAAUAUUCCACUUAAAAAGAGCAUUAUUCAGGAAGAAGGGUGGGCACAGCUGGAUAAAAAAGCUAAUAUUGAGGAGAAGCUUUGGAUUCACGAAGUUAGGGAAAGUAAAAAUGAAAAAUCCAGUGGGAGCUUGGAGGAAUUGAAGGAGACAUCUGGAUUUUGGGAGGCAGGGGGACUCAAGCACCAGGAUCAGCCAGGAUCUGGUGUUUGUGUGGAUUAAAUCCAAUAAAAAUUAUA
Molecule: messenger RNA, 2302 nt
Organism: Pseudopodoces humilis (Tibetan ground-tit)
Lineage: Eukaryota; Metazoa; Chordata; Aves; Passeriformes; Paridae
Gene: LETMD1
Product: LETM1 domain containing 1
Biological process (GO): intracellular monoatomic cation homeostasis
Cellular component (GO): mitochondrial inner membrane
Molecular function (GO): ribosome binding
Source: RefSeq, a predicted model, not a curated record